AUGCUUUGGCCCGUGCUGUUCACCCUGCAAGCCGUCUGCACCAACGCGGCACAUGCCAUGCAACAUUACCCGGCGGCCUGGGGACACUAUGACGUGUGCAAGUCCCAGAUCUAUACGGAGGAGGGCCUGGCAUGGGACUACAUGGCCUGUCAACCAGAAGCCACCGACAUGACAAAGUACCUGCGAGUGGCCCUCGACCCCCCAAAUAUCACGUGCGGAGAUCCACCAGAAACGUACUGCGCUUUGGAAAAUCCUUAUAUGUGCAACAAUGAAUGUGACGCCUCCACUGAGGAGCUGGCUCACCCUCCGGAGUUGAUGUUUGACUUUGAGGGUCGAAACCCCACAACUUUUUGGCAGUCCACCUCAUGGAAGAAAUAUCCCAAGCCCCUGCAGGUUAACAUCACAUUGUCAUGGAACAAGACCAUUGAGCUGACUGAUGACAUCGUACUGACCUUCGAGUCAGGCCGACCAGAGCAGAUGGUCCUGGAAAAGUCGCUCGACUAUGGCCGGACCUGGACCCCGUACCAGUUCUAUGCCACUGACUGCCUGGACGCCUUUACCAUGGAACCCAAGACAGUGAAUGAUCUCACCCAGCGCACCCUGCUGGAUAUCAUCUGCACCGAGGACUACUCCAGAGGCUAUGUGUGGAAGAAUGACAAAACGGUACGUUUUGAGAUAAAGGACCGCUUUGCCCUGUUUGCCGGGCCUCGACUACACAACAUGGCUUCACUGUACGGCCAGCUGGAUACCACCAAGAACUUGAGGGACUUCUUCACCAUCACUGAUGUGAGGAUUAGGCUGCUGAAGCCAGCCACUGGAGCCACCAUGGUGGAUGAGAACAACCUGUCCAGAUAUUUCUACGCCAUCUCUGACAUCAAGGUGCAGGGCAGGUGCAAGUGCAACCUGCAUGCCAACAGCUGUGUGUUUGACAAGGGGAAGCUGGGCUGUGAGUGUGAACACAACACCACAGGGCCAGACUGCAGCCGCUGUAAGAGGCACUACCAUGGAAGAGCCUGGAGUGUGGGCUCCUACCUCCCUAUACCCAAAGGAACUGCAAAUAUAUGUAUUCCCAGUAAUCAUGGACCAGUGCAUCGAGCAAAUGCCUCAUCUCUUGGUGUUGCAAAUCGUAACCAAGCUCGAGUGUGUGACAACGCGAUGCUGCGCUGUCAGAACGGCGGCACGUGCCACCACCAUCAGCGGUGCCAUUGUUCCCCCGGCUUCACGGGCGUCCUGUGCGAGAGAGCUCGCUGCCAGGGCCCCGGGGAGUGUGAUGACCAAUUGUCGGGACGUGCCUCCUUCCAUCAUCCCCUGAUCGGCUGCCACCUCACUCUUACCCUCGUAGUGCUCCUGCUGUUGAUUGUCUCCCUUUGCUGAGAGACCCGAACGGCCUCCAAUCCUCAACCAGACCCUAAGACCACAUAUGAUGAGACUGAACUCUCAACCUUAAGGACAUGAAGGACAAAGGAUGUGUGGACAUUGUGCUCAGCAUACAAUAUAAGCAACUCUUUUGUAUAUUGUAUAAGGCCGUAGUGGUGGGUGACAGAGUUGCUAACAGGUUGUGCACUGAUACUGUUAUACUGAAUGAUAGGAGGAUUUAUGAAAGGCUAGGUGAAGUCACUGCUGUCUUUUAAUGUCAUGGAGGAAACGGUUGGAGCCCUCACUUUGUGAUGAUGUCAUUGGCUGAUACUUCAUUAAGGCAGACUGGAGACUCAGAUCGAGCUACCCACACUUUGAGAGCAAACUGUACAAAACUAGACACAUGAUUUCUAAGUAUCAUCUGAAGUUAUUAAAAAAUAAUAAGGUGGACGGGGACAUCUUAAAACAUCUUGCCUCACUGCCUCCUUCCGUACUUGUUAUCUUCUUCUUCCCUCCUUUCUCCUUUUCCAUCACCCCCAUCCCCCAUCCCCCUCCACUUUCUCCUUCCUGUGCUUUGGUGACUCUGGUGAUUUUUCUUUGCUGAAGGGUGUCUGUUGUUUUGCCAAAUGCUGCACAUGUAUUAUUAUCAAGCCCUCUGACAAGUACCAAUCUAGUACUUUUUUGUCUUUCUCAGAGGCUUUGUAGUCAUGCUUGAGCUCACCUGUAUGGGAAAAAAAAA
This is a messenger RNA of Xiphias gladius (swordfish), 2095 nucleotides long. RefSeq names its product netrin-G1-like. The transcript is spliced from 6 exons. The record is from RefSeq and is a predicted model, not a curated record. Bases 1 to 1374 code for a protein of 457 amino acids. Lineage: Eukaryota; Metazoa; Chordata; Actinopteri; Istiophoriformes; Xiphiidae. Gene Ontology annotation, molecular function: cell-cell adhesion mediator activity.